Messenger RNA from Mytilus trossulus (common blue mussel), 2209 nucleotides. RefSeq names its product cell adhesion molecule 2-like. The transcript has 8 exons. Lineage: Eukaryota; Metazoa; Mollusca; Bivalvia; Mytilida; Mytilidae. Gene Ontology annotation, molecular function: extracellular ligand-gated monoatomic ion channel activity. The record is from RefSeq and is a predicted model, not a curated record. Gene Ontology annotation, cellular component: membrane. Gene Ontology annotation, biological process: monoatomic ion transport. The coding region runs from base 244 to 1815 and encodes 523 amino acids.
ACACAAUAUUUAGUUGUGAGGUCGUCAAUUAAAAAUAAUUUAAAUAAACCCAUUCAUAAAAUUCUUCGAUAAUUUUAGAACAUGCAAUUAUGGGAGUGGCCAGCUGAUGUUUCUCUUUGGCGUUACAGAUAGACAAAAGAAGAAUAAACCGGUUAAAGCCUACCUGCUUAUAAGCGGAGGAAAUUAGAACUACCUGAAUUUCUGGACACAGGAUCGGGCCGGACGGAAGAAGACAUUUUCAUCAUGGGUUUUAAAUACAUUGCUUUUGCUUUGCUGGUUGUCCCUGUGUUGACACAAGUGCCCCCUGGUGCGCCGGUAAUCACUGGACCACAGAUCAUUAUAUUUGGCCAACAAGUUACCCUGACCUGCACCGUAACUGACGGUCAACCCACACCAACGGUCAAAUGGUUAAGAGACAACGUUGUUAUUGAUGAUACGUAUACUAUAAGUGGAAAUACAGUGGUUAACACGUAUUCUUUCCAAGCUUCUAGUCAGGAACAUUUGGAAGUGUUCGAAUGUCAGUCUGAAAAUGGUGUUUUACAGAAUCCUCUAUCCAGAACUAUAUUCGUCGAGGUUUAUAGGUCACCAAAUCAACCAACACUAACAGGACCCACUCAAGUGGCCCCAGGAACAACAACAACAUGGACUUGUAGAUCAGAAGGAGGAUACCCAAUACAGACAAUGACAAUGAGAAUUGGAAAUUCACAGUUCAGCAGCAAUCAAUUCACAACAAACACCCAAUUUAUACAGAGCUCAGAAUCCUACACGGUUGUUGGAACUCUUACCUUCCCACCAACACUAGCCAAUAAUGGACAGACACUUUUCUGUGACGUUAGGCAUACAGACACGUUAACGGCUCCACAAACAGUCAGCUUGCCAUUACGCGUCAUUUCCCCCCUUUCUGUGACGGCCCCGAAUACAUUCUACAAUCCUGCCGAGACAGAAACAGUCAGUCUAAUCUGUAUUGUUACUGCUGGAAACCCUACUCAGAUCAGAUGGUACAAAAACAGCCAGCUUUUAACAGUAAAUGGUAGAUUUUCAGGUGGAGCCGUCUCCGGGCCGGCAUUGACCAUAUCCGGUGUCGUUAUGAGUGAUGCUGGUACCUAUAUAUGUGAAGCUACAGAUGGUAGCGCUACCGUUAGAACCAAUAACAUCCAGUUGUCUCCAAUAGAACGAUCUGUAUCAGAAUUCGAUAUAAUUACGUCCAUCCUCAAUGGUUACAACAGACUUGUCAGACCCAUCGAUCCUGUUAACAACGUAACACACUCUCUCAUUCCAAAAGAAACCAUCGAAUUUGAUCCCAAAACAUUGCGCUUUAAAGCCAUGCAGUGCAUUUCAUGGAACGACCCAAGACUGUCAUGGCCCCGAGGACAACCAAGAGUUAGCUUACCGUCAUCUGUGAUCUGGUUACCAGAUAUUGUUAUGUUGGGACAGGAAAUGAUGCACGAUUUUGAAGCAAAAGCGAUCGUCAUGAAAAACGGAGACGUGACGUAUUGCCCACAGGGAGGAAUCAAGUCAACAAAUUGUGAAGAAAAGUCCGGCUCAGUUUGGGAAUGCAACUUCAAAUUCCUGUCAUGGUCUUACGAUAAAGUCAUGUUGGACAUUCAUUUCCCAUCUGUCCUAACUAGACCAUCCAUCGAUAUGUCCAUCUACUAUGCACAUGAUGAGUAUGAAAUCGUAAGUCAGUGCCCAGUACGACGUGAGAUGAGCUAUCCCUGCCGAGUAGGUACCUACCCAGAACUAACCUACACAUUUGUUAUCAGACGUCGUAGAGACUUCUGUAGAAACCUCAACACAAGCCCAACAUGUAAUUAGACGUUUAAGUAAUACUUUUAAUUGCAGCGAAUGGUCAGCCAUCUUAACCAACAAGGAUUUUAAUCAACAAGACAUGUGUUGAUUGUUUUACUUAUUAUUGCAAUAUAGAUAAUUUUAGUACAUGAGAGGCAUUGAUAUACGUUAGAGAAAUGCAGUUAGAAAGAUAGAAAUAUUUUAAGGUUGCAAAAAAUUGCAAAUGUGAUAAAUUGAUUUUAUAGUGCUGCAAUUAGUUGUUUAAGUUGUUAGAAUAUAGUAUCUUCUUGUUACAUUUGUAUGCGCUUUUAACAGUUGCAUUCUUAUAGUUAAAUCUGUUGUUAAGUGUUUAAUUACAUAUACAUAUAUAUAUAUACAUUGCUGAAUAUUAAUACUCAAUAUAAAACUUAAAUAUAAUGUU